AUGGGAAUGAACGAUCCAAGCAUCUUCACUCAGCCUUCAGCUUGGCUUCUGGACAUCUCACUUACACUGGGUGAUAGGUUGUCUGAGGACAAGGUGGCUUUUAUGGGCCGAUCGGUUAUUGCAUUUCAAUAUUUGCACCAUUCUCUGCAGGAGUUGUUAAAAAUUCAUCAAGAAUAUCUAAAGAGGCAGAGGGAGGUGGUGAAAGACCAACAGAACAACCUGGCCGUGCAACAAUCGGAAAUCACCAAAAAGUCCUAUGUGCUAAAGGAGAGCAUAAUAAGAAAACACCUGGAGAUCCAAGCCAUCCUGGAUAAGGACCUGAGGACCACACUGUCACACCUGGAGGCCGAGGAGCGUGCUGCUGUCUCAGCUCUGGACUGGCUCAUGGAGAGGAACUGGUCUCUGAUCCAGGAGAUAGAACAGGACCUGGCUGGAAUCACAGGGACACUGGACCACGUGGACACGCAUGCUGAUGCAACGUCUUUCCUCUCAUGCCUCGACCACCAAGGCAGAGUGCCAGAUGUGCUCAACAGCUCAGAGCGUUGCAGUGUGAGCUUGGAAGAGGCCAAAGCUGAGCAGAUUGUCAGCCUCACCAACAACAUGCUUCUGCUCAUCUCCUCCCUCACACCUACUAUGAAGACUCUUGUGAAAAGCUAUUCAAGUGACGUGUGCUUGGAUCCAGACACAGCUCAUCCCAAGCUGCUCAUCUCUCCUAAAGGUGACAGUGUCACCUACACAGACACGUGGAAGGAGCUUCCUGACACCCCUUCACGCUUUGACACCACUCUUAACGUCAUCAGCUUGCAAAGCUUCAGCUUUGGCUGUCAUUACUGGGAGAUAGACGUGACUGGCAAGACCUACUGGGAGCUUGGCGUCACGUAUCCCAGCAUUCCACGCAAGGGCACAGCUGAGGACUGCUGGCUGGGUCGAGGAGAUGAAUCGUGGUGUGUGGAGUUUUUUGACGGGGAAUAUACAGCCUGGCACCAAGGCGUGCCCCAUAGGCUGCUUGUCACGAAACACUUGUGUCGAAUUGGAAUUUUGUGUAAUUUCCCAGCUGGGUCAGUGAUGUUUCUCGGUGCAGACGAUAUGUCACCGCUGUUCUGCUUCUGUGCAGGGAGCUUCUCCGAUAGCCUCCACCUGGCCGUGUGUCCUGGCCAUGCCCACAACGGAACCAAUGAAAAACCAAUUGUAAUCUGUAAUGCAACAUCUCAAGCUCCACUUGUUUAAGUUUGUAAAAAAUAUUUAUAUGAGAC
Phycodurus eques (leafy seadragon) is the source of this 1253-nucleotide messenger RNA. RefSeq names its product probable E3 ubiquitin-protein ligase TRIML1. The coding region runs from base 1 to 1227 and encodes 408 amino acids. NCBI's taxonomy places the organism in Eukaryota, Metazoa, Chordata, Actinopteri, Syngnathiformes, Syngnathidae. The record is from RefSeq and is a predicted model, not a curated record. The transcript is spliced from 7 exons. Gene Ontology annotation, molecular function: protein binding.